CUUGAACGUAGAAGAGUCUUUGGGAUUAAUGUUCUUGCGGAUAGAUGAAAAUAGAGAAAGUGGGACCCACGAUGUCCGACAGAAACAUCCUACGUGUGUCAUUGUCGUAGCAACAACACAAACAACUUCAUUUUCGACCGUUGGAUCAAAUCUUAACCUCAUGCAAAUUCGUUACUCUGUUUCCUAACAAAAAAAUACACAGAUCCAAAAAUAGAAAAAGAGAUAUUGUGAGUUGUCUUCUUCCAGAGAAUCUAGGGUUUACCCAUAAUUUCCGGCGACACAAAAACUAAAUCCCAUCUCUCCUAAUUCCUAAAAAAAUUUCCAUAUCAGAAUUAACUACAUUCUGUUCGUUAUCUUUCUCUCUCCGUAUUUUCCGUUAUCGACGAACGAAUAGUUGCUGCAACGUUUUUGCCCAUCUUGCAGUGAGAUAACGGAAAAAAAAAACACAAAACGAAAAAAACUGAGGAUCUUCAUCAUCAUCAAUCUCUCUUGUUUCUUGAAUCACAAGUCUUCUCUUCUGUGAUUUUUUAUCUCUCUUAUUGUAUUUGGUGUUUAGUUUUCUGAAUUUUGCUUUUGCUUUGCUUUGCCUCCAAAGUAUUUUUUUUCCUCAUUGACCACAUUGGCUCUCUCCUUCCCCUGCUUGUUCUUCUCAUCACCUCUUUCGUUUCUUGAAUCACAAGUCUUCUUUUCUGUGAUUUCGAUCUUAUUCGAUUUUGGUGUUAAAAGAUCUACCUAUUCAUUUGGGAAGAUCAAAAUAUUCCUGGCACAUAACAUUUGAGGAGAAUUGCAUAAAUUUUCUUAGAGGAGGAGAAAAAAAAAGUUGCAAUAUAAUUUGAUCAUAAUCCUCUGUGUUUUAGCUAAUAAACCUGAGAUUCCUGAGUUUUAUGCUUAGGAAUCAUUCAGGAUAAGAUUAGUUCUUGAUGAGACAAAGAUCGUGAAUCGGUCUGAGUAUUAUGGGCUGCAUUUGCUCAAAAGGAACAGCAGAAGAAGAAGUUAAUGACCAACAUGAGAAACCAAAAGAGAAUUGGAACAAAACAUCCUCAGUUCAAUUGAUUGCACCUGUAACUUCCAAGAAAGAUGAGUUUUCACAUAAAUCCGUUGACGGAAGCUCUGGUGGACGCAAAGCUGAUGGAUUAGCGCAUAAACCAUCCGCUAGAGCCAGCGGAUUGAUUGUUCCUGUAGAUGAUAGUGAUGGUAAAACAGUUAUUGUUGAGAGACCUACAAGGUGUCACCGGAGAUGGCCAACUGCAGAUAUUGGGACAGGAGGAGGAGGUUUCAAUAUGUUUCCACCUAGUAAUAUUUCAACAAGUGUUCCACAUAGCCCCGAGGCUGAGCUCAUUGCAGCUGGAUGGCCUUCUUGGUUAACUUCUGUUGCAGGUGAAGCCAUCAAAGGUUGGGUUCCACGACGUGCAGAGUCGUUUGAGAAGCUGGACAAAAUUGGACAAGGGACUUACAGCAGCGUGUACAGAGCCCGGGACCUUGAGACUGGUAAAAUGGUAGCCAUGAAGAAGGUCAGGUUCGUUAAUAUGGAUCCAGAAAGCGUGAGAUUCAUGGCCAGAGAAAUACACAUCUUGCGGAAACUUGACCAUCCAAACGUUAUGAAGCUUGAGUGUCUUGUGACUUCAAAACUCUCUGGUAGCUUGUACCUUGUGUUUGAGUACAUGGAGCACGACCUUUCGGGCCUCGCUCUUAGACCUGGUGUAAAAUUUACUGAAUCACAAAUCAAAUGUUACAUGAAACAACUGCUUAGCGGGCUUGAACACUGCCACAGCCGUGGAAUCCUCCACCGCGACAUUAAAGGUUCAAAUCUCUUGGUAAACAAUGAUGGAGUCCUCAAGAUUGGAGAUUUUGGUCUGGCGAAUUUCUAUCAUCCAGAACAAGAUCAACCCUUGACGAGCCGUGUAGUAACCUUGUGGUACAGGGCCCCUGAGCUUCUUCUAGGAGCUACAGAGUAUGGUCCCGGGAUAGAUCUGUGGAGUGUUGGUUGCAUUCUCACAGAACUGUUUUUAGGGAAACCAAUCAUGCCGGGAAGAACAGAGGUGGAGCAAAUGCAUAAGAUCUUCAAGUUGUGUGGUUCACCAAGUGAUGAUUACUGGAAAAAGACAAAGCUACCACUUGCCACAAGUUUCAAGCCACAACAACCUUACAAGCGUGUCCUUUUAGAGACUUUCAAGAACUUACCAUCUUCUGCUCUAGCUCUUGUUGACAAGCUUCUAUGCUUAGAACCAGAGAAGCGUGGCACAGCUUCUUCGACGCUAAGUAGCAAGUUCUUUACAAUGGAACCACUCCCAUGUGAUGUAUCAAGUUUGCCAAAGUAUCCUCCAAGCAAGGAACUUGACGCAAAGGUCCGUGAUGAAGAAGCAAGAAGAAAAAAGGCUGAAACCGUGAAGGGUCGUGGACCUGAAUCUGUGAGACGGGGUUCGAGAGACUUCAAAAGUACUGCUAUAACACCGGAGUUCGUUGCUUCAGGGCAUUCAAAAGACACAAUCACCACAAAAAGGUUCAAUCCUCAGGAAGACAGUAGAACCGGUUUGAGAGGAGAGACGGGAAGAGGCGACAGAGAGAAAGGCUUUUCUCAUACCAAUUCAAUGAUUCAUCCAAGCAUAGCUGCAACAUGGAGUAAAAAUGAGAGCUCUAGGAACAAUGUAGUUGAGCUAAAGGCUACUCGAUCAAGCAACGUGCCUAUGACUGGGAGAUACUUGUCUCCAUCACAUAAAGAAGAUGUAGCCGUAGAAACCACAACGACAUACGUACGCAAGAAGAACAGAAUGCAUUGUUCGGGUCCAUUGAUGCCUCCCGGUGGAAACAUUGAGGACAUUCUUAAAGACCAUGAGAGACAAAUCCAAGAAGCUGUAAGGAAAUCGCGGCUUGAAAAAUCAGCAACAAGGAAAAAUAACAAAACAUGUGCUAAGUAGAAGAAUAAGACAUGGAUGAAACCUUGCUAACAUCGAAACAAGAAAAAGAAGAUUACAUGAAUUGGAAGAACGAAGAACGAAGAACAAAGAUCGAACAUGGUAUCCUCGGCUCUGCUUUUCGAUUCUGCGCUGCAAUAGACAAUACUAAGAAAUUUAAGCAAGCCAAUGCCAUAGCUAUGAUUGUGGUAGUAAGAUCUGUUACUAUGUAGUGUGGUCCUUGUACAUGGAAAUGUUUUCUCUGUC
Messenger RNA from Arabidopsis lyrata subsp. lyrata, 3158 nucleotides. RefSeq names its product probable serine/threonine-protein kinase At1g09600. The coding region runs from base 954 to 2915 and encodes 653 amino acids. Lineage: Eukaryota; Viridiplantae; Streptophyta; Magnoliopsida; Brassicales; Brassicaceae. Gene Ontology annotation, cellular component: nucleus; cyclin-dependent protein kinase holoenzyme complex. Gene Ontology annotation, biological process: protein phosphorylation; positive regulation of transcription elongation by RNA polymerase II. Gene Ontology annotation, molecular function: RNA polymerase II CTD heptapeptide repeat kinase activity; ATP binding; cyclin-dependent protein serine/threonine kinase activity. The transcript has 7 exons. The record is from RefSeq and is a predicted model, not a curated record.